Messenger RNA from Clonostachys solani, 2160 nucleotides. The record is from the annotation of a GenBank genome assembly. NCBI's taxonomy places the organism in Eukaryota, Fungi, Ascomycota, Sordariomycetes, Hypocreales, Bionectriaceae.
AUGCAGUCGCCGCGAACUAUCCAGUGGCAUACUGAUGCCCUCGAUAUUAAAUUUGUCGUCAACGAGGAUGGGGUUAUUUAUUUGGCUAAUGUGUUGCCAAAGGGGACAACAUUUGCUGCUUCUGCUUCCGCUAUCUACGAGUCAUCAUGGUUACCUUUGGUUAGUGUCAAAGUGGCUGGCGAAGGUCACAGCGAGAGGAUCAAAACCGCCAAGGCUAUGAUUGGCAGUAGCCUUUCUUUCCGACUAAAAUACGACAGUCAUCGACGUUUCAGGGAUGAGAAAACCGAGGUCUUUGAAGUUGAUUGCAGCGACAAGGCUAGUCAUAUCCAGGUCACUACCCGACUCAAAGUAUUUGGCAGCACUCCCGUCCUCAGAUCCGAGAUGUCAGUCACAAAUGUGUCUGACAGCGCCGACGUUGUGCUGACGAGCAUACCAUCUCUCGUUAUUGGAGGGAUGACGACGGCAUCUGCCAAAUGGUUCAACGACUAUACACUCAUGUAUGCAAACAACAGCUGGUUUCGAGAGGUUUCAUGGCAGGAACACAGCCUUUCCGAUCUCGGUGUUGACAAUAACGGAAUCUGCGAGCUCCCGGGUGGUGCUCCGGCCUCCCAUUCAACUUUCGGCCUGGGUGCCCGUGGAACGUUCUCUACGGGCUCUUACUUGCCCUUGGGAGCCCUCCGGGAUAAAGCAAACCAAGAUACCUGGCUCUGGCAGGUAGAAUCGAGCGGAUCCUGGCGUUGGGAGAUUGGGGACUACAAGGAUAGCAUCUAUCUAGCCACCAGCGGCCCGAAUGGAGUGCAUCAUGCUUGGAAGAAGCUGUUGCGCCCCGGCGAAACCUUUACCACGAUACCAGCUGCAUGCUGCCGCGUGCAUGGCGACUUCGAGGCGGCCAUGGCGGCCAUGACGGACUAUAGACGUCAGAUCAGACGACCACACGAGGACAUGGAACGAGUUCCUAUCAUCUUCAACGACUACAUGAAUUGUCUGAUGGGUGAUCCGAACGAGCUGAAGAUAGAGGCUUUAAUAGAACCGGUGGCGGAAUUAGGUGCUGAGUAUUUUGUCAUCGACGCCGGCUGGUACGCCGACGAUUCCGACUGGUGGGACGACGUUGGCCUUUGGAAACCUUCGCAAAAGCGUUUCCCGUCUGGCUUCAAGACGCUUCUGGACAAGAUUAGGUCUCAGGGCAUGGUUCCAGGACUGUGGCUGGAGCCUGAGGUCGUGGGAGUGCGAAGCGUGGUGGGCGAUCGCCUACCAGAGGAGGCGUUUUUCCAGGAGGACGGACACAGAAUUGUCGAAAAAGGCCGGUUUCAGCUUGACUACCGUCACCCUGAAGUUCGAAGAUGGAUGGAUAAAGUCAUAGAAAAUCUGGUCGUCAACUUCGGGGCUGGAUUCUUCAAAUUUGACUAUAAUAUUGAGGUGGUGCAAGGUACCGACGUGGAUGGCCCUUCGUCUGCCUCGUCUGCCCUGCUGGAGCAUCAACGCGCCUAUCUCGACUGGGUGAGGUCUCUUCUCGAUCGGUACCCCAGUUUGGUCAUCGAGAGUUGCUCGAGCGGUGCGCAACGCCUUGAUUACGCCAUGUUAGCUGUGCAUCCUCUUCAAUCGACGAGCGACCAGCAAGAUCCUGCUCUUUACGCCGCCAUCGCAGCUGCAGCUCCGACCGCCGUCACCCCUGAGCAAAGCGCCACCUGGUCUUAUCCGCAGGGUGACUGGAGUGAUGAGAUGAACGCAUUGACCGUUGUUAAUAGCUUGCUGGGACGGGUAUACCUCAGCGGCCGUGUAGAUACGAUGAAUUCGCAGCAAUUGGCUUUGGUCAGAGAAGGGCUGGAUGUCUACAAGGGAAUCCGAGACGUCGUGAAGACUGCCCAUGCCUUCUGGCCGCUCGGCCUACCCAAGUGGCACGACGACUGGGUGUCCCUGGGGCUGAUAUCCCGUGAUGAGAGAAGCAUUUAUGUUGCUGUCUGGCGCAGGGCCGGCUCCACCAGUAUGAAUAUUCCUAUCCGGCUGGCAAGGGGCUGGCAACACAGCAAUAUGGGCUUCCUGUAUCCAAAGCGGCUUGCCGCAGACGCUCAUGCAUCCUGGGACUCUGACCAGAGCGUGCUGCGUGUGGAGGUUCCCGAGGUUGUCUGCGCAAGACUAUAUGAGAUACAGCACACGAUGUAA